GAGUCACCUGGGGAGGCCGACAAGUGCGGACACAUUGGCCGCCGCGGCGCUCGGCUAGGCGCGCACGGCCCCAGGCAGCUGCGCCCGGGGGAGGCAGCACCCGCCCGCCUGCCGCGCCCGGGCCCCGGCCGCGCUUGCAGGGGCCCCACGGUCGCUCAGCCCGGCUCCGAAGUCCCGGCCCCCGGCCCCGGUCACUUCCCCAGGCGCACGCGGCGGCGGCGGCGGCGGCGGCGCUCCGGGCUCACCAUGGUGGCAGCGCGCGCCGAGUGCCCGCGCGUCGCCGGCCGCCCGAGCCGCAGCGCCGGCUGAGCGCGGUCUGCGCGCAAUCCCCAGGCCCCUGCCCGGCCCUUGCCGGGCUUGCGCGUCCCCUCCGGCCGCCGCUGUCUAUGGCGCAGCCCCCCUCCCUGGAUCAUGCACAGAAACUUUCGCAAGUGGAUUUUCUAUGUGUUUCUCUGCUUUGGCGUCCUCUACGUGAAGCUCGGAGCGCUGUCAUCCGUGGUGGCCCUGGGAGCCAACAUCAUCUGCAACAAGAUUCCUGGCUUGGCCCCGCGGCAGCGCGCCAUCUGCCAGAGCCGGCCCGAUGCCAUCAUUGUGAUCGGGGAGGGGGCGCAGAUGGGCAUCAACGAGUGCCAGUACCAGUUCCGCUUCGGGCGCUGGAACUGCUCCGCCCUCGGCGAGAGGACUGUCUUCGGGCAAGAGCUCCGAGUAGGGAGCCGUGAGGCGGCCUUCACCUAUGCCAUCACUGCGGCUGGCGUGGCCCAUGCUGUCACUGCCGCCUGCAGCCAGGGCAACCUAAGCAACUGUGGCUGCGACCGGGAGAAGCAGGGCUACUACAACCAGGCCGAGGGCUGGAAGUGGGGCGGCUGCUCCGCCGACGUGCGCUAUGGCAUCGACUUCUCCCGGCGCUUCGUGGAUGCCCGAGAGAUCAAGAAGAAUGCGCGGCGCCUCAUGAAUCUGCACAACAACGAGGCCGGCAGGAAGGUUCUCGAGGACCGGAUGCAGCUGGAGUGCAAGUGCCAUGGAGUGUCUGGCUCCUGCACCACCAAGACCUGCUGGACCACGCUGCCCAAGUUCCGCGAGGUGGGCCACCUGCUCAAGGAGAAGUACAAUGCAGCUGUGCAGGUGGAGGUGGUGCGAGCCAGCCGCCUGCGGCAGCCCACUUUCCUGCGCAUCAAGCAGCUGCGCAGCUACCAGAAGCCCAUGGAGACGGACCUGGUGUACAUCGAGAAGUCACCCAACUACUGCGAGGAGGAUGCGGCCACGGGCAGUGUGGGCACACAGGGCCGCCUGUGCAACCGCACCUCGCCGGGCGCGGACGGCUGCGACACCAUGUGCUGCGGCCGCGGCUACAACACGCACCAGUACACCAAGGUGUGGCAGUGCAACUGCAAGUUCCACUGGUGCUGCUUCGUCAGGUGCAGCACCUGCAGCGAGCGCACCGAGGUCUUCACCUGUAAGUAAGCGCGGCCACGGCAGCCACGGCACCCCUCCACCGGCGGCGUUUUGCACAUUGCUCCAUGCCGGUCCUGCUUGGUGCUGCCAGCCAUGCACAGAGGUGGAUGCAGAAGGGCCCCAGCCAGGGCCCACAGCCCCUCCCUGUCCCCCAAGGGCUCCCUCCCUGUCCCCCAAGGGCUCCCUCCCAUCACCUCCCAUGGCAGAACAGCACUCACGACCCAUUGAGAGGGCAAGGUCAAUGGUACUGGUGCCCCUGACAGGGCCCAGCAAAUUCCUUUUCUUUUCUCUGGGAAAGUGAACCUCCAGGACACUCCUGCAUCUUGGAAAGCGAAGUGAUGACAAGACUCUGAUGGUCCCCUGCCCUGCUUGGUGGCAUGGACACAGAAUGGCCAUGCCAGCUGGUCACUUGAGACUCUGUCCCCGGCCUUGUCUCUUGCUUGGCCCUGGGGCAUUGUGGACAGAUAAUGACAAGAAUUAUUUAUGUGUUCAUAGUCUCAAAAGAGAAUUCUCAGCACUAGCACGUAGCCAGUCCUAUCUGCACUCCGUGUCAGCCCACCCCCUCCACACCCUCUCUGCUUACUCUCCCCUGCAGGCCCAAGGCACCUUGGGUUGGUGGGGACCAUGAUGUACUUUGGGUCACAGAAAUGAGCUGGACAGGGGCUGAGCAGGUCACACGGUACCAAGAGGACCUCGGAAGAGCACUUCGGACAGGGUCCUCCAGCCCACCUGCCCUUCUUUUAAAAAUCGUAUCAAGCAAAUCACAAUGGCACCUGUGUCAGGUUCCAGGAGUUCCUCGCCCCUCCUCAAUCCUGUUACCCUCCUGGUCUGGCACCUCCAGUUUACAGAGCUCCCUCCUAUCUUAGAGCCAGCCCGACCCCAGGAGAUGCUGUGACAGGGCCAGGCAGGUGGGCGGGAGGUUUGCCCUGUUGACAGAUGGGACGACUGAGGUCUAAAAUGGCACAAGGACUUUCCAGAGACCCCAGGUGUAGCAAUGGCUCCUACUUUGGUUCCUGCCUGCCCCCGGGCCCCUGUGCCUUGAGAAACCUGAUUCCGGGGCCAUACCCCACUCCGUGCCCCUGGGGGACCCCAGCCCUCUCCUAGUCCUUUCGUCCCAGUCCAGAGCUAGAUGUGUCCUUUCCAGACCCUCCCACCCCCUCUCUGAGGAAACUGAGGCACAGAGGGCGGGACUUGACCAAGGCCAGAGAGAAUGGUUUGCAACUGGCUUCUGGUGCACCCCCACUACUCCAGCUCCCCAUUCAGGGUGUGCUCAACAGAGGCCCGGGAGGUGUGUUCUAGGGCCAUGGACAAACCAGGUCACCUGGGCUUAGCCUGGGUAAGCGACCCCCAUCUGGGCCCUGGCCUUGGUGUAAAGCCCAUGUGUCCCCAGCCAUGUUGGACACUUUGAGCCUCUGGGCCACUGUGAAUGCUCCACCCCCACCCUGGCCCCAUCCUUCACAACCCCUCUAGAGUCCCGGGACGCCCCCAAGUCCACAGGCAUGGUGUCCUUUGCCAAGGAACCUGGUUAACUUAUAUUGUUAUAUAGCGUUAAAAUGUCUAUAAUGUCUUUUAAAUUAUUGUGACCUACACUGGGUACCGGAGGUAAGGGGUGGCUGCGGCCACCACCCCCCGAGUCAGGCUCCUCCUGCUUGCGUGGACCCUCGGGGGCCCUGAGGCCACCGAGUCACUAGCACUGUCCCUUGGCCGCCAGGCUCUGCCCUCCCUAGAGUUUGUUAGCAGCGGGUCCUUCCCUGGGUGGGAGGGUCGGGGGUCCAGGCGGCCCUGCUACCUGUGCUCUGUGCAGGCACUGUGGUGGCCAAGGUGCUGCGUGUCCCUGAAGUGCCCACGUCUGACAGCUGUGUCGCCAGCCCCCCGGGAGGGGAGCGC
Nycticebus coucang (slow loris) is the source of this 3339-nucleotide messenger RNA. It is a transcript of the gene WNT7B, whose product is annotated as Wnt family member 7B. Gene Ontology annotation, molecular function: cytokine activity; frizzled binding. Gene Ontology annotation, cellular component: extracellular region. The transcript has 4 exons. Gene Ontology annotation, biological process: canonical Wnt signaling pathway; neuron differentiation; cell fate commitment. Bases 412 to 1461 code for a protein of 349 amino acids. NCBI's taxonomy places the organism in Eukaryota, Metazoa, Chordata, Mammalia, Primates, Lorisidae. The record is from RefSeq and is a predicted model, not a curated record.